Danio rerio (zebrafish) is the source of this 1474-nucleotide messenger RNA. RefSeq names its product SEM1 26S proteasome subunit (gene sem1). Gene Ontology annotation, cellular component: proteasome regulatory particle, lid subcomplex; proteasome complex; nucleus. Gene Ontology annotation, biological process: mRNA export from nucleus; proteasome assembly. The record is from RefSeq and is marked validated. NCBI's taxonomy places the organism in Eukaryota, Metazoa, Chordata, Actinopteri, Cypriniformes, Danionidae.
UGUAAGCGCAUCCGCUGCGUAAAGCAUGUGCUGAAUCAGUUGGCGGUUCGUUCCGCUGUUUUUUUUAAUACACCAGUGAUUACUUUCAAAGUAGCCUACAUUUAAUCUAUAAUUGUAAUACUGCAAGCACGUUGAUAAUAUUAGAAGACUACUAUAAACCAUAUGGCUCAUUCGGCGAUAUCUAUUAUAUAAAGCUUUUUAUAUAAACACUUCAAACUGCUUGGCUUAUAAAAAGGCAGUGAAGCCCUUGUGCAUGUUAAAAAGCUUGGCGCAAUCGGUAGCACGGUUUUGCGCAUGCGCACCAGAACAUUUCUCUCAGUUCAUAACGUCGAGUGUCCACGCUGUUCACAGAAACACAACAUGUCAGAAAAGAAGCAAACAGUGGAUUUGGGGCUUUUGGAGGAGGAUGAUGAAUUUGAGGAAUUCCCAGCAGAGGACUGGACGGGCCUGGAUGAAGAUGAGGAUGCUCAUGUUUGGGAAGAUAACUGGGAUGACGACAACGUAGAGGAUGACUUUUCUAAUCAGCUGAGAGCGGAGCUUGAAAAACACGGAUACAAGAUGGAAACCUCAUAACGGUGGAUUACAUAAGUUUAAAAAAAUGGACUUUUUCCCAGAUAUGAAUAUUGUCACCUCGUUCUGUCAAUAGAAAUUGUGACUUCUCUCAUUACUUCUGUAAGAAGCCUAGCGUUGUAAAAAGCGAGUCAUUUAAAACCCGAUAUCAUUGUUUCCCCCCCUUUCCUCUUAUAUAAAGAUUGUGUUAAUGAUUGAUAAUAAAACAGGUUUUCCCUAUUAUGAUUUCUUCUUUUUUAGCAGAUUUACAAACAGAGCAUUGAUUGAUUUGUAAAUCAGUAAAGUCUGGUAAAUAUUUUCGGAUGGUGAGCGGUGAUGCAACUGCACACACAUCCAUAGAGGAGCUCAGAGUCGUGAUCUGAAGCUGCUCUGCUGUGCCCUGACACUUCCCUUAAACCCAUGGGGGCCUGGCAAGAGUCUCUGGUGGCGAGAUUAUCCAGUCAAGUGUUUGUCAGAGGCACGGAGGUGGUCACAGCAUGAGGCCCCAGCCGGUCCUGCCUGGGCCUGCCCACUGCCGACCGGGCCCUGCUCUUUUGCUCCUCACAGCGAGGGCUCCCACAAUGAACCAGAAGCCAAUUUGCCCAGCCGCACUCCCUCCCAACCAAAAAAACGAUUUCUCUGGAUUUGUGGCUGUGAGUCCCGAGGACGUAAUGAGCUGAAAUCAAUGCCAGUAAAGCAUCUCCCACCGCAGAGGAACACAUCAUCAUUUUGUUCAUGUGUUAAAGCCUUGUGUUGCAUAUUUUCCACCUCCGCCUGAAUUCAAAAUAUAAUUUGUAAAUGAUUGGAAUGAUUAUUUGUUUUGGAUCCUAAAUUGAGAAAUGGCUAUAAUGUGAAUUGCAUUGGUUUGUUAUCGCUCUAAAUGCCCUUACGCUCCAAUGACAAUAAACCCAAAGCUUGGAAAUUG